Molecule: messenger RNA, 423 nt
Organism: Morchella importuna
Lineage: Eukaryota; Fungi; Ascomycota; Pezizomycetes; Pezizales; Morchellaceae
Exons: 3
Coding region: 1-423 (140 amino acids)
Source: RefSeq, a predicted model, not a curated record
AUGUCUAGUAGUGAUGAGCUUUUGGCAGGGUUUCUGCCCGGUCGUGCCUACAUCAGAUUGUACAAACGGACGCAGAAUGGGAGCAGUGAUCCGUAUGUCCUUCCUGUAACUGAAGUGAAUACUUGGGAGAAACUUCUCAAAUUUUCAAAAAGGAUCUUCGACAUUGAUAGUCCGCCGAGAGUAUUUACCGGAGAUAACUGCCCUGUACCACCUGGCUUCUGGGCUGACAUACUUCUUGGAGCUGGUCGAUCUGGUCAAUGUUUUUAUCUUGAAAUUCAUCCGGAGCGGUACACUGGAUGCAAAAGACAGCCACCCGCGGCAAAGAGAAAUCCUUCGUCCGGAAAAACCCCCCCUCCCGAAGAAAUAAACCUUUCGAACCUAUAUCCCCAUAUCUAUGUUUUGAAAAACUGGCUCAAAAUAUGA